Branchiostoma belcheri (Belcher's lancelet) is the source of this 1343-nucleotide messenger RNA. RefSeq names its product TP53-regulating kinase-like. Gene Ontology annotation, cellular component: cytosol; nucleus; EKC/KEOPS complex. Lineage: Eukaryota; Metazoa; Chordata; Leptocardii; Amphioxiformes; Branchiostomatidae. Gene Ontology annotation, biological process: protein phosphorylation. The coding region runs from base 177 to 1034 and encodes 285 amino acids. The transcript is spliced from 2 exons. Gene Ontology annotation, molecular function: protein serine/threonine kinase activity; ATP binding. The record is from RefSeq and is a predicted model, not a curated record.
AUCAAUCCGGUCAAGGGUCACCAUUUACCUGCAAAGGGAGGGUGAAAUUUUACCACGUUUUGUCUCUUUCUUGUCGUCAAAACACUUCUAGCUAGCUACCCCUGGAGAGUGACAGUCGACUCCUAAGCUUCUUCCUGUAUAGAAGGGUCCUUUGUAAUCGUUUGGAAGGCAGACAAAUGGAGAAGAGCGUGCAGCCAAGCGAAAGAGGCGCGGGCGAUUCUUCUUCAGCCUCUGCGAGUGCAAGUUCCAGUAAAGCGGUUGAAAUCCCGACCGUGGCACAGGUUAUCGAAACGCAGGCCAAGUCCGCUUCUGCUUCGGGCGGGUCGUCUGUCUCUGGACCCCCGGGCUCGCUUCCACACCCGGGGUUCACCCUCUUCAAGCAGGGCGCCGAGGCCAGGCUGUACCGGGGCACGUUUCUAGGCAAACCCACGGUACUGAAGGAACGGUUCAGUAAGAAGUACAGGCACCCCAGACUGGACGAAAAGCUGACAACCAAGAGGACACAGGGAGAAGCCAGGACAGUGGCUCGGGCAAGGAAAGCAGGUAUCCCCACCCCCUGUAUCUACUUUGUCAACUACCAGUCCAACUGUAUCUACAUGGAAGACAUGCAGUCUGCGACCACCUCGCGUGACUACAUCGUGGCUGUGCAGUCCAUCCACGCAGGCGACAGCUUCGGCGCCCUGCAACCAAUCAUGGACAAGAUCGGAAAAACCCUCGCGACCAUGCACGACGGAGACAUCAUCCACGGAGACCUGACCACGUCUAACAUAAUGCUGAAACAGGACGCAACGAUGCCUGAGCCGCAGGUCAUUCUGAUCGACUUCGGUCUUAGCUCGGUGUCUCAGCUCCCUGAAGAUAAGGGGGUGGAUCUGUACGUCUUGGAGAAAGCGUUUCUCAGCACACAUCCAAACACUGAGACACUGUUCCGUGUCAUUCUUAAAAGUUACACUAAACACUCAAGAAAGGCAAAGGAUGUUAUUAAGAAGUUAGAUGAAGUAAGGCUGAGAGGUAGGAAGCGUACAAUGGUUGGAUGAUACUGUACAUGUGUAACAGUGUAAUUUACGGAGCUUUUUUACAUUUUGUUAAGAGUAACUCUUGGCAUGUUCCUCUUUCUUUGAAAAGUAAGUAAUUUUUGUACCAAACAAAUGCUUCACAAGACAGGUACCGGUGAUAUGACCUUGAAAUAAUUACGUACACGUGGGAGUAUCACUAAUAACUUCAUGUAAGUUAUACCAUUUAGAGUACACACCAAUGUGCCCUGAAAACAGUUCCUUGCAGAGGUUUAAGUUGUUCAGUAUAUAUAGAUUUUGCAGAUAUGGCUAGUCUUACAAUAAAGAUUUCCU